CCCGCCCCCCUUUUAGCACCCCCUCCCUUCUCCCCCACACGGCCGGCCGGAGCCCCUCUUGCGGCAAUCCUAAAUUAAUCCUCUCGUCUGCCUCAUCGGAUUCUGAUCUGGUCCCGGCCCAGCUGAUCGCGGCACGUGAGGUGAGGGGGCGGCUGUCGGAGGUGGGUGCGUGGAUGGGAGUUCAGACAAUGUCGUCCCUCGGCGGCGGCGGCGGCGGGGGCGGCGGGGGAGUGCCCCUGUCGCGGCAGGGGUCGGUCUACGGCCUCACGCUCAACGAGGUGGAGAGCCAUCUGGGCGAGCCGCUGCGGAGCAUGAACCUGGAGGACCUCCUGCGCACGGUGCUCCCCGCCGACGCAGCCGACGCGGAGCCGCACGGCGCCGGGACGGGCAGGAAGACGGUGGACGAGGUGUGGCGCGACAUCGAGAGCGCCGGCCGCGGCCGCCAGCCGACGGUGGGCGAGAUGACGCUGGAGGACUUCCUCUCGCGCGCCGGCGUGCCCGUCGGCGGGGGCUGCGCCGCCGGCGCGCAUUGGCUGCACCAGUACCACCCGCCGCAGCAGUACGUGGCGCGGCCCCUGCCGCGGCCCCUCGGCGUGGGCGCCGGCCCCGUGCUGGACGCCGUGUACCACGGCGGCGGCGGCGGGUUCCUCUCGCAGGUCGGCGGGCGGAAGCGCGGCGCCGCGGUCGUGGGCGGGGACGGCGUCGUGGAGAAGACGGUGGAGCGGCGGCAGAAGCGGAUGAUCAAGAACCGCGAGUCGGCGGCGAGGUCCCGUGCCAGGAAGCAGGCCUACACCAACGAGCUGGAGAACAAGAUCUCGCGGCUGGAGGAGGAGAUCGAGCAUCUGAAGGAGCUCAAGAAGCUGGAGCCGGUGAUGCAGUUCAUGCCACAGCAGGAGGCGGGGGAAAGGCAGCAUCAUCUCCGGCGACAAGCGGUGCUCUACAUGCCGCAGCCCGAGGCGGAGCCGAAGCAGCAUCAGCUCCGGCGGAUCAACUCCGCCUCCUUCUGAUAGAUCGACCAGUCGACGGCGAGAGACGCACCCGCACCGCCAUGUUCAUAGUACGCGCGUAGUAGUAGCCAAGACUCUAGUAGGGCGUUAGGAAUCUGUACCUUGGAUGAAAUGCUAAGUGAGAAGAACAUCAGCUAAUCUAAACCGACUCUCUUUUAUAUAUAUGUGCAGUCUGUCUCUUUGGGUUGCAA
Molecule: messenger RNA, 1198 nt
Organism: Hordeum vulgare subsp. vulgare (domesticated barley)
Lineage: Eukaryota; Viridiplantae; Streptophyta; Magnoliopsida; Poales; Poaceae
Product: ABSCISIC ACID-INSENSITIVE 5-like protein 3
Exons: 4
Coding region: 174-1007 (277 amino acids)
Biological process (GO): positive regulation of DNA-templated transcription
Cellular component (GO): nucleus
Molecular function (GO): DNA-binding transcription factor activity
Source: RefSeq, a predicted model, not a curated record